This is a messenger RNA of Thunnus maccoyii (southern bluefin tuna), 1884 nucleotides long. Its product is annotated as platelet glycoprotein V. Gene Ontology annotation, molecular function: protein binding. Lineage: Eukaryota; Metazoa; Chordata; Actinopteri; Scombriformes; Scombridae. The transcript is spliced from 2 exons. The record is from RefSeq and is a predicted model, not a curated record. The coding region runs from base 1 to 1884 and encodes 627 amino acids.
AUGAUACCCCUCAUCCUCCUAACACUGCCACACCUCACCUGCAGCAUGAUUUGCCCCAGCAGCUGCUGGUGCAAUUUUAAAGGUGCUGUCGUGUGUGUUGGUCACAUCAUCACCGACAUACCGAAGGACAUGCCUGUUCACACAUACCUGCUGCAGCUCAAUGACACAAAUAUGAAUGUCAUAAAUGAGCGGAGCCUGGAAAACCUGGACCUACUGUUGCGCUUUAGUCUAACUCACAGCCAUCUACACACCAUCCAUCCCCAGGCCUUCCACAUUGCUCCACAGCUCAUGUCUGUCAAGCUGUCGUCCAACGAUCUCUCUACUCUUCCUGCUCAAGUUUUCAGUCCACUGACCACUAUCGAGCAGCUCCAUUUAGAUGGGAACCAGUUGGAGACCAUUGCUAAAGAUAUGUUUGACGGAUUUGUGGGGUUGUUGGAUCUGGACCUGAGCCGCAACAAACUGACUAGUCUUGCUUCAGAUGUUUUCGAUGGACUGACCAACCUCACCUUUCUGAACCUUGGCAGGAACUCCAUAAAAAAGUUUCCUCCUACCAUCUUUCACUCCUUGACUAAACUUCGCCAGCUGAUGAUCUAUAACAACGAGCUAGAGGAGUUAGAAGAUGGGAUCUUUGACGGACUUGUCAACCUUGAGGAGCUAAAAAUCCACCAUAACCAGAUUGCCAGUCUUCCACCUCAGGUGUUCUGGUCACUGAGGAACCUGAAUAUCCUAACUCUAUCCUCCAAUCAACUUCAGGCUAUCCCAGACAAGAGCUUCUACAACAUGCCAAAGUUGAACAAGCUUACCCUUUACAACAACCCCCUAUUGUCUCUGCCGGAACAGCUGAUGGGCCACAUGCCAGACAUGAGAGAAUUUUAUCUGUAUGCCACUAACCUCACCACUGUUCCUGGAAAUUUGUUUGCUAAUAUGUCAGGGCUGCAGAUGCUUAACUUCCAUUUAAAUGACAAGCUGAGGGAGUUGCCAUCAGACCUCUUCUGCUGCCUUCCCAACCUCAAGAAACUCUCCCUGAAAUCCAAUGACCUCCAGCACCUCCACCCACAUCUCUUCUCCAGACUAACCACACUGGCCAUAUUGUUUCUCAAUGACAAUAAGCUUCAGAGCCUACCAAACAACAUAUUUCAGGGCCUUAGAGGGCUUUUGUCAAUGGAUUUGAAGAAAAACAAUCUCAAGACUCUUCCAGGAGAUGUUUUCUUGUUAAAUACAGCUUUGACGAGUCUUACUCUGAGUUACAACCCUUGGGACUGCACUUGUAGUAUCAGAGGUAUUGCAAGAUGGAUAAGACUUAAUGAGCAUGUGGUUCUUGACAAAGAAUAUGUGAAGUGCUAUAGUCCGAUGCACCAAUUAGAUCGCACCCUUGGCUCUCUGCGUGAUGAGGAGUUCAACUUUUGUGAUGUUACAACAGUCACUACAAGUUACUUUCCAACACAAACUAACACACACAAGCAAACAUCAACAACAACAUCACCCACUCCAAGAGCAACCCAACCAAUCACCACCACCCGCAGAACCACUCCACCUACAACACAGGCCAGGACCCUAACAACAUCCCUCCACACUCUAACCACUGCCCAACUUGAUGAAGAGUUUCUUUCCACUACUGAGAUUCCCGCACCUUAUUACAUGUCACCUCCUUUCUAUGACAAAUUGGUGGUUGAACAGGGGCCUGAGUUUAUUCACCACAACCAUAACAAGGGCUGGGUGUAUGUGUGGUUUCUGCCCUCAGAUACGACUUUGACUGCAUUCCUCCUGUUUUGUCACAUCCUUCUUGUGGUCACGGGCUUGCUGCUCAUUCUUACUGCCAUUUAUGGUAUGUAUCGCCUCAGCGAGACCAUGGAAGAGAUCAAGGCUGAGCGUGCACAAAUUUAA